AUGCAUGGUGAGAUAAGGAUCGUUGAGCACCUUUAUAGUGCUGGCAACCACACGCCCAGCGCCAAUAAUAAUGAUGCCGGCACAGGCCCGAGUGUCCGUAUAUCCAGGCGCCGACAGCUCGAGGUAGCCACGACCAGUCUUAACAUUGGGCUGGGCAGCCGGUGCGGACCAUGCCGCCGGAAAGACCUUGUAGUGCAAUCAAUAAUACAUUUACUAUUUACGGUACUCCGCCGUUUCUUCCCGCCGUUUCCUCACCAAGGUCUCGUCAACCACCGAUGGUCUCGCGAGGUGGGCUAA
Molecule: messenger RNA, 297 nt
Organism: Gaeumannomyces tritici R3-111a-1
Lineage: Eukaryota; Fungi; Ascomycota; Sordariomycetes; Magnaporthales; Magnaporthaceae
Exons: 2
Coding region: 1-297 (98 amino acids)
Source: RefSeq, a predicted model, not a curated record